Molecule: messenger RNA, 1152 nt
Organism: Penicillium macrosclerotiorum
Lineage: Eukaryota; Fungi; Ascomycota; Eurotiomycetes; Eurotiales; Aspergillaceae
Exons: 2
Coding region: 1-1152 (383 amino acids)
Source: RefSeq, a predicted model, not a curated record
AUGACCCAGGCACCCCCCGCCUUCACCCCGGAUAGUGAAUUCGCUGAGCUGGAAACCCCGCGGGGUCCUAAGGCUGGUAGUCUCGCCAUCACGGCCUUGGCUCGGUUCGAGUUUGAGGCUGGAAAGGGAAAUGAGGGAACUAAGAUCCUCAUGAUCGAGUGGGAGGACGAUGAUAUCACACGCACCGCUUCGGAUGGAUCGUGGCAUGUUUCGUGGGCGGGCAAGACGACUGUCCUGCCGGCCCACGAGCGGCCCAGUGACAAUACCCGUCGCUUCUAUUUCUUACUUCCACCGAAUACCACGAUUCCACCCAUUGUCACCCUCUCAUAUGAACCCAAGGCGACGGACACAGACGGUACCCCCUCUGCCAAAGCUCGCGACAGCUUGCAGGUAAACCCGCUCCCUGCCAUCUUCCCCCCUGAACUCGGUGCCACCGGCCGCUCAGCUGGCAAGAAAGGCGUGUUGCACACAAUCUGGGCCAAGAAACGCCUGCGCGUCCUGGAUGAGGAGAUCCGGGAUGAGUGCCGGAACAAUGUCGAGGGUGUUGCCUUGCACAUGGCAGUUCAAGAAAAGGAAUGGAUCGAGGCCAACUUCGGCAUCGUACCGCGGGGCCUCGAAGGCAUUGUGUCAAGUCAUGAAUCGUCAACCCCCGCGGCGUAUCCCACAGGCCCGGCCACUCCCGUCUCGCCCAUCAGUGGCCGCAAAUUGACCGACAAGUUACGGGGAUUGAAACUCCAGACGAGCGAGCGAGACCUUUCGGCGAAAGACAGCUCGAACCCUGCACACUUGCUUUCGCCACAGUCUCCAGACGUGGCUGUCUCCUCAUUCAGCUCAUUCCGAGGUCUCGCCAACCAGCCGUCUCACUCCAUGCCCACGCCAGACACAAACCCUACCCCAACUCCAAGCUCACACCUCAAUCCUUCUACAUUCGAGCCUCUGCGCACCGUCGCGCUUCAUCCGCCAGAGUCCUUGCAAGAAGCGCAACAGGCCAGCGGGCCCGGCGGCUUUGCGCCCAUAGACUCGCUGGCCACAGCUAAUUCCAUGAGCAAGCUGACCCGCACGCCGAGCACCGAGUCCGGCGAGGGACUUUUCGCGAAAGCCCUGAGCCCCCGGUCUCCCGACCUCCCACGGAGCCCAUUCUCAUUCGCUUAA